Messenger RNA from Melopsittacus undulatus (budgerigar), 978 nucleotides. RefSeq names its product neuromedin U (gene NMU). Bases 49 to 648 code for a protein of 199 amino acids. Gene Ontology annotation, cellular component: terminal bouton. NCBI's taxonomy places the organism in Eukaryota, Metazoa, Chordata, Aves, Psittaciformes, Psittaculidae. Gene Ontology annotation, biological process: neuropeptide signaling pathway; positive regulation of synaptic transmission; positive regulation of smooth muscle contraction. Gene Ontology annotation, molecular function: neuromedin U receptor binding. The transcript has 10 exons. The record is from RefSeq and is a predicted model, not a curated record.
UGCUCGUCUACGUGUCAGGAGGUUUAAAAACUGGCCGGGAGAGAGACCAUGCCCAGAGAAGCGGCUCGCAGGGAGGCAGUGACGGGGACACGAACCACGCAAGCCAUGGGACAUCUCCACCACCACCAUCAGCAGCAGCCGCUCGCAGCCCUCUCUCGGCGCGGCCUGAGGAAGACAGGGGACGGCGCACAGCUGCUCCUCCUCCUCCUCGCCGCCUCGAUGUCUGCUUGCAAAGGUGCACCAAUGCCAUCCCAAGCACUUAAUGCAGAUGAGGAUUUGCAGCUGUGGAAAGAGAUAGAUGAUGCAUGCUCUGCCUACCUGUCCCCAGAUUCCCAGCCUCAGGUGUCCAGUACACUGGAAGAACUUUGUUUCUUGAUCAUGGGAUUUCUCCAGAAACCACAGGGCUUAGAUGAAAAAGACAACACCAAAAGGUUCUUAUUUCAUUAUUCUAAGACUCAUGACUCAGGCAACUCAGACAUCAUGUCUUCUGUCCUGCAUCCUUUACUGCAACUCGUUCCCCAGCUUAAUGAGAGAAGACUGAAGAGAUACAAACUAGACGAAGAACUUCAUGGACCUGGAGGGUUUCAAAGCAGAGGAUACUUUUUCUACAGGCCACGCAAUGGAAGGAGAUCAGUGGAUUUUCGCUAAGGAGGAUUUUAGAUUCCUGACCUAGAACUAAUGCUGCAGGAAUGCUGAGUACAUGGACAUAUUGUUUUCCUUAUAGAAAUUAUUUGUUAGUAAUAUACAAAGUCACUAGAAUGUAAAUGUUCUUAAACCAGAUUCUGUUAAGGAUUCAAAUGUGUCUUUAUGUUUUUGAUUGGACUAAAAGCAUAUAAAAAUUAUUGCUUGCUAGCGUUGUGAUGUUUCCGACUGUGUGUAAUGUAACUGUAAAAUCAAUGUGUGCAUGCGAUAGACAUUGCCUUUAACACUACUGUUACAUACAUUUAUUUGCCCUUUUAAAUAAAGGCACUCAGUUGU